UGCGGAAAUGAGCGUUUUUCUUUCCUAUAUAGACAAACUAGGCUCAAAACGAGCACACCGAAGGGCCCCCGACAUUACCGCGCUCGGCCAGGAAAAAACAAUCGCCAGGAUGAAAAUGUUACCGAUACCACUGUCACCGUUGAACCCGCCCACGCCACUCGGCAUCUGGGGCUCCGAUCUGUUGUGGCGAUAUCCACCAGCACCUCCGAGCCCGCUGGCUGACCUCAAGACACAGCUUCCGCCCCAGCUCAACACGGAUCCGCGCAUUUGGGGUCGCGAGGAGGUUGCCGUAUUCCUGCGCUUUUGCGAACGUGAGUUCGAUCUGCCCAAGUUCGAUCUGGAUCUGUUCCAGAUGAACGGAAAGGCCAUUUGUGUGCUUACUAAAAAUGAUCUAGCAGAGCGCAGUCCAGGAGCGGGAGAUGUCCUGCAUAACGUUCUCCAGAUGCUUGUCCGCGAUGCACAAACCCUCCAUCGUCAUCUACCCAGCAGUCCAGUAACCCCGACCAGUCGAUAUCCGCUAUCACCUCACAGUCAUCCACCGACACCAAACUGGAGCGCUCUGGCUCCCCCGGAUAGUCCAUUCUUCCAUAAUUCCCACCUGCAGCAAUUCAUGGCAGCCUCCAAUUCGGUCACUUUAAGUCCAGCACCAUCCAUCGAUUCUCAGGCUGGAAGCCCGCCACAAAGCCACCAGGAACAACUGCAAAGCGUAUUCCAAAAAUCAUCCAGCAGCAGUAGUAGUCACACUCAAAACAGCACUUCCGGAGGAAGCAGCAAUCAGUCAGAUUCCGAUGAAGACAAUUCCACUGCCGGAUAUCAUCCACUAUCCUUGUCACACCCGGACAGCAAACUACCGCUGCUUCCGCAACAAAACCAGAGCCCCCCGCUGACGCCCAUUUCCAAGGAGACACAACAUUUAGGACAACUGCAGCUGCUUGAUACCAAGACUCUCCAGUAUCCAGUGUCUUCGUUGCUGAACAAUACCAGCAGCAGCAGCAGUGGCAACAGCAUCACCAGCAAUGGUGCCAACACCUACAGUGUCUCCAGCAGUAGCACCACCAAUGUUACCAGUUCGCCUGCCUCUCUAAGCAACGGUAAUUCUGCCAGCGUCUACAACUUGCAUUCGCUUAGUCUGAAGGGAUCGCCGCUGUCACCGCCAUCCAAUUCAUCCCCGACCGGUUCGUCAUCGGCGCCAACCACUCCAGGAGCGUUUCUUCCCGUGAAGCGGGAAUUUUUCCCCGAUAGUCCCGAACCCAAUACCAAUGGCAGAUUACUGUGGGACUUCCUGCAGCAGCUACUAAACGACCCGUCGCAGCGAUACAGCCGCUACAUUGCAUGGAAGUGUCGCGAUACGGGAGUGUUCAAGAUCGUGGACCCAGCGGGACUUGCCAAGCUCUGGGGACAGCAGAAGAACCACCUUUCAAUGAACUACGACAAGAUGUCACGUGCCUUACGGUACUACUACAAGGUCAACAUACUGCGUAAGGUGCAAGGCGAACGCCACUGUUACCAAUUCCUUCGCAACCCAACGGAACUGAAAAGCAUCAAAAACAUCUCGCUACUCCGCCAAACCAUGGCGAGUCAGAAUGCAAACGCUCAAUCGGCAAAUGCCACCGCUAACGGGCACUCGCUGAUGUCCCUGCUGCCGAACGGUGCUAACAUUCAUCACCUGGCAGCAGCUGCCGUAGCCGCUGCAGCUUCCCACCAGCAGCAAGCGAACGGUGGUGGUGGUCCUCCGAUUUCGCCGACCGCACUGCAUCAUCCCCACCACCCGGCACAAUCGUCAGUACAAAGUUCAGCGGCCGCCGCGAACGGUCAGGCAACCAUCAAAAUGGAAACCGAUCUAGACGAUCUAAAGCCUACCGAUCUGAGUACAACCGAUCGCAAGUACUACGGCAGUGCACCGAAUGGAGUCGACUGUUAUCCAUUGAUAAGAAACGCCAACGGAUUGACCACCAUCCAGCUACUGCGCCAGCAGCACCAACAAUCCCAUCCAUCCCACGACAGUGGUUCACCGCCGCCAUCACCGAAUCACCUUUCGCUCAACUCCCAAUCUCUGCACACCAUCAGCAACAACCUGCACCAUCUGCAUCAGCAGCAACUGCAAGCACAAGCUGCAGCCGCAGCGGCUGCCGUAGCUGCUGCCGAAGCCCGCCACCACCACCAGCAGCAGCAGCAGCAGGAAGAAGACCGACGACUGGACGCCCUGGAGCAUGAUCGCGAACACGAACGGGAUCGAAGCCCCUCCCCAGCCGAUCACCAUCAUCAUCAGCAACAGCAGCAGCACCAUUCAGAGACCGGAAAAGCCAGCGAGGAUGAGAGCAUGAUGCCAACGGAUCUCAGUAAAUCGGAACCAAUGUACUACAAAUAAGCCACCGACAGCAGCUAUACUGAGACCCCCUAAUCAAAUUGACAAUCAACGGGCCGCUCCGCUCCGGAGGACCAGCCCUCACACGGAGGAAGCAGCUUGUGCCACCGGGCACCGAGCUUACGUGCAGAGACCGGCAGCGAGUGCGAUAGUGAUCUCAAAGAAGAAAACAGCAUACAAAAAACACUGGUGCCAUCCUUUCCUAUGGUCGUUCCGUUCCGUGUGUGCGUGCGUGGUUUCUCUGCGAUUGAGCGUGCAAUUCAAAACGAGAAAUUAACAAAAGUACACGUGUGAUACCCCCCUUCCCCUCUUCCCCCAUUGAAACAAAUAUUAUAACUGAAGAACGUAGCCAACCCCCGACAACGUGCAACGUGUUCCAGGAUUUGGAGAAAAACAAAACCUGAUAAAGAAGAAAAAUGUGCCAAUCGUUCUCUCACCUAAUUUGUUAGCUUAUCGGCAACGUUGAGCUGAGGCUCGAGACCCAAUGUACAGAACCUGAGAAUGCGAUAUUAUACUCUAGUUAAAUUACGGAUUGCGAGCUAUAGCGGGCUCCAAUUGAAUUCGGUCCCUCUUUUUUAUGCUGUAUUAUACUGGAAGUUACAGAAAGUUCUACCCGGGCUUUUAAUUGUAGAAAAAAAAGAAAAUGAAAAAAUGCAAAAUUGUAGCUAAUAACGUUUUCGAGGAAAAGUAUAGCAGAUAUAUUGUUGAAGAAGAAUCGCGAGAUGAAUAAAAGAAAAUGUGUACAGUUUUAAUUGUUAA
Molecule: messenger RNA, 3124 nt
Organism: Topomyia yanbarensis
Lineage: Eukaryota; Metazoa; Arthropoda; Insecta; Diptera; Culicidae
Gene: aop
Product: ets DNA-binding protein pokkuri
Exons: 5
Coding region: 8-2368 (786 amino acids)
Biological process (GO): cell differentiation; regulation of transcription by RNA polymerase II
Cellular component (GO): nucleus
Molecular function (GO): sequence-specific DNA binding; DNA-binding transcription factor activity, RNA polymerase II-specific
Source: RefSeq, a predicted model, not a curated record